ACUAGCUGCGGGGCUCGCUAAACGCUCGCCGAGCUCCAUGCUGUGCAACACCACCUCCUCACUAAUCGUCAGGGGCGCGGAGAGCGCAGUGCACUGCGGUGAGGCUGCGCAGCGGGGGCUCACCCCCUGCACCGCGCUCAGCGGCGCAGGGGAGGGCGGUCGGUGGCGGCGGCGGCGAGGCGCGAGGCGGUGGCGGCGGUGGUGCGGGCGGCGGGAUGACAGGGGAGGCGGCGGGAUUGACAGGGGAGGCGGCGGCCACGAGCGGAGCGGCGCGAGAAGGGGGGGGGGGGGCGGCGAGGCGCCGGUGAGCGAGGCGCCCGCGCCAUCAGAGGGACGCGCCGCUGCGAGAUGGAGGGCGGCGGUGACGGAGGCGAGGCGCGAGGCGGCGGCGGCGGCGGCGGCGGCGGCGGCGGCGGUGGAGACAACGGCGGCACCGAGUCUCGGUGAGCGGCGGCGGGAGGAGGAGCAGCGGCGGCGCUCGCUCGCUGUUGACGGGAGCGCUUUUGAGCCUGGGAGCCCAUGCCACUG
Messenger RNA from Emiliania huxleyi CCMP1516, 528 nucleotides. RefSeq lists its product as hypothetical. The record is from RefSeq and is a predicted model, not a curated record. NCBI's taxonomy places the organism in Eukaryota, Haptophyta, Isochrysidales, Noelaerhabdaceae. The annotation marks the transcript as partial. The transcript has a single exon.